AUGGGACGGCGAAACAAAAAAGCGAAGCCAGACAGGCCUCCAUCUACCACGGACAUCGGGGAUCUCCUACGGCGGCCCCAAAACUUCCAGAGGCCUGAAAUGGCGCCACAGCUGGAAGGCCUAUACUACUCGUUCAGCGAGGCCACCGAGUUGGAAGAGGACGACUAUGGUGAUGGAGCGGUAAGCAGACCGACCCACACACACCCUAGCCUCACAGAGGGGAAGCUCAAGGACAUGCUGGGAGAGCUGCACCGUAACAUAGCAGCCGACAUAGGCGUGUUCCGAGACGAAAUUAGUGGAGUGGUGGCCUGCCUGCAAAACGCGGAGCUUACUACUGCCGCACAGGAAUCCAGACUGGUGUCAGUGGAGCAACAAAUCAUCGCCCUACAAAAAAAAAAACCACAAAGGCAACACCAAAACAAUAUGGCAGCGCUCGAGGACAGUAGGCGCUGGAAUAAUGUUAAAAUCCACGGCCUACCAGAAGCGGUCGAGACCGCAGAGCUGCCGCAUUUAGUCCACAGAAUGCUCAACACGCUCUUUACGACCAAACAAGCCAAAGGGAUGGAACUGGAUAGUUGCUUUCGACUCUCCAGACCAUAAACCGGCACACCGGAGAAGGGGAACAAUGUAAUCAUCAGAUUCCAACAAGGCCGGGAUCGCCAGACAUUCAUGGCGGCCUUGCGCGGCAAAACCCCUCUCAACUUUGAAGGCCAUUCCCUAACCUUCUAUCCGGAUCUGUCCAAAGCCACCAUGGCCUGGAGAAGGUCUUUCCGACCCCUGACCACAGAACUCAUGACACAAUAUACCCUAUCACUGGUGCGCACCCAAUACCCUGAUCAUACCCAGAGACACUGGUGA
Pelobates cultripes (western spadefoot toad) is the source of this 858-nucleotide messenger RNA. Lineage: Eukaryota; Metazoa; Chordata; Amphibia; Anura; Pelobatidae. The record is from the annotation of a GenBank genome assembly.